CUUCCUGGUCUAGUACGCAGCAGUGAGAGCGAGCGAACGAGCAGGCAUCCACCGCGUUACUGUGGCAGUGGGACCCUGGGAGCAGGAGAGGUCCACUCAUCUACGAUCCUCGGCUCAAUACAGACAUAACUUUUCAAGGCAACUGACACGUCUUAAAGGAGAACAGGAGAAAGACAUCGGAAACCCUGAGAGGCAACCAUAGUGAACCUGGACAGGGAUAAGAAAAAGGGAGUCCACAGUACAUUAUAGAGUCCGCUGUUGCUGCUGCUGCUGCUGUGCUCAGAGACAGUCUCUCUAUCAGAAUCUUCUCCUGACCGUGGUUCAACCAGAGAGACGGAAGCAGAGAGGCUGUGUGUCCAGAGCUCUCCAGUCCAGUCUCUAGAGGUCUAUCCUGCUGCCAUGGCCCUUGAGUGCACUGCGUCCCAUUGGUGAGCGAGGGGCAUCAGAGGGCAGAAGACAUGUUGGGACAGAGGCCUGGGGACCGCACUGAAGCUUGCUGUAGUAACCAUGGAAAUGCUAUGGAGGACCUUGGCCUGCAUUGUUGUCAUCAUCGUCAUGGUUGCCACCGAGGUCGCAGAAAGUCAGACUGCUGAAAAGUUCACCCAGUCACAAGCUGCGUUCCUGUCCAGCCUGGGCCAGUAUGAAAUUGUCAUCCCGGUUCGCGUGGGGCCGCAGGGCGAGACCCUGGACACAGAGGAUGGGGGUGCAGACAGCCCCAACCACUACCGGCGGAGCCGCCGCAGUGCUGAGGACCAGCAACAGGACCCGUCCCAGCUGUACUACCAACUCUCCACCCCCAAAACUAACUUCUUCCUCAACUUGACCCUGCAGGGGGGACUGCUGUCCCACCAGUUCCGUGUGGAGUACUGGAGGAGGGGCCAUCUGGCCUGGAGCCACCCUUAUGCCCCCCAGUGUCUCUAUGUAGGCCACCUGCAGGGUCAGCCCCACUCCAGCAUGGUGGCUCUCAGCAACUGUAACGGCCUGCAGGGGGUGAUCGUGGCGGGCGGUGAAGAGUACCUCGUCGAGCCUCUGACCCCGGCCGAAAACCUCACAAGGGCGGAGAGGGGAAAGGGCCGCCCCCAUGUGGUUUACAAGAGGUCAUCUCUUCGCCACCAGUACAUGGACCAAUCCUGUGGGGUCAUCGAUGAGAAGCCAGGUAAAGGCAUGGCCUGGUGGCAGAGGACUCUGAAGACUCCUCCCAACCCCAUCGGCCGAGGCCAGCUGCCCCUGAAGAGGUCUGUGAGCAGAGAGCGCUACGUAGAAACACUGGUGGUGGCCGACAAGAUGAUGGUGGGGUACCACGGCCGCCGGGACAUCGAGCAGUACAUCCUGGCUGUCAUGAAUAUUGUUGCCAAACUGUUCCAGGAUUCUAGCCUGGGGAACGCAGUGAACAUCGUGGUGACCCGCCUCAUCCUGCUCAUGGAGGACCAGCCGACUCUAGAGAUCAACCACCAUGCAGGGAAGUCCCUGGACAGCUUCUGUAAGUGGCAGAAAUCCAUCCAGAACCGGAAUGGCAACGGGAAUGCCAUCCCAGACAACGGCAUCGCUCACCACGACACUGCCGUGCUCAUCACCAGGUACGACAUCUGCAUCUACAAGAACAAGCCAUGUGGAACCCUAGGUCUAGCACCAGUGGGAGGGAUGUGUGAGCCAGAGAGGAGCUGCAGCAUCAACGAGGACAUCGGCCUGGCCACAGCCUUCACCAUCGCCCACGAAAUAGGACACACGUUUGGGAUGAACCAUGACGGAGUGGGCAACACCUGUGGCUCCCGCAGUCAGGAGACAGCCAAGCUGAUGGCUGCACACAUCACCAUGAAGACCAACCCUUUCGUCUGGUCCGCCUGCAGCCGAGACUACAUCACCAACUUCCUGGACUCAGGCAUGGGUUCCUGCCUCAACAACGUCCCCCCCAAGCAGGAGUUUGUGUACCCCACCACGGCCCCCGGCCAGGCCUACGAUGCAGACGAGCAGUGCCGCUUCCAAUAUGGAGUGAAGUCUCGGCAGUGUAAAUACGGGGAAGUCUGCAGCGAGCUGUGGUGCAUGAGCAAGAGCAACCGCUGCAUCACCAGCAGCAUACCCGCCGCUGAAGGAACCAUCUGUCAAACCAAUACCAUAGAGAAAGGGUGGUGCUAUAAGAGGGUGUGUGUGGUCUACGGGACCCGGCCAGAGGGGGUGGAUGGCGGCUGGGGUCUCUGGACUCCCUGGGAGGAGUGCAGCCGUACCUGUGGGGGAGGAGUGUCCUCCUCCAUCCGCCACUGUGACAGCCCCAGGCCAACCAUUGGUGGAAAGUAUUGUCUGGGAGAGAGGAAGCGCUUCAGAUCGUGCAAUAUUGACGAGUGCCCUGCAGGCUCUCAGGAUUUCCGGGAGAUUCAGUGCUCCGACUUCGACAACAUUACUUUCCGGGGGAAAUUCUACACCUGGAAACCCUACAGGGGAGGUGGAGUGAAGUCCUGCUCUCUGAACUGCCUGGCGGAGGGAUAUAACUUCUACACAGAGCGUGCUCCGGCUGUGGUGGACGGGACGCCAUGUCGAGACGACUCUCUGGAUGUCUGUGUGAACGGAGAGUGCAAGCACGUGGGCUGUGACCGGAUCCUGAGCUCGGACGUGCGCGAGGACCGCUGCCGGAUUUGCGGGGGUGACGGGAGCAGCUGUGAGGCCAUCGAGGGCCUCUUCAAUGACUCCCUGCCUGAAGGAGGUUAUGAAGAGGUGGUCAGAAUCCCCAAAGGAUCAGUGUUCAUUCAUAUCCAGGAGCUCAACGUCUCCCUCAACUUCCUAGUGCUGAAGAGUAAAGGGGAACAGUUCUUCAUCAAUGGGAAGCUGACCAUCGACACCCCUCGUAGGUUUGACAUCGCAGGGACCACCUUCCACUACCAACGGCCCACUGACCAACCUGAGACCCUGGAGGCCCUGGGGCCCACCAACAUGACCAUCAUCGUCAUGGUACUGGUGAGGGAAGAGAACCCAGGGAUCCACUACCGCUUCAACCCCCCAGUCAGCAGAAACCUUUUGAGUGGAUAUGCCUGGCACUACACAUCCUGGUCCCGCUGCUCUGCACUCUGCGCUGGGGGUGGUCAGACCCAGCAGGUAGUGUGUAAGAAGCAGACUGAUCACACCGUGGUCUACAACCACUUCUGUGACAAGAAGAGUAAACCCAAAGACAAGAAGCGAGCCUGCAACUCUGAGCCAUGCUCCCCAAGCUGGUGGUCUGGGGUCUGGUCUGAGUGCAGUCGCAGCUGUAACGGGGGCCUGAGGACCAGAGAGGUGUUGUGUAAGAGGAAGAUCUCUCCUACAGAGGAGAAGGUGCAGGACGACGGCGCCUGUACCCCCCCACGACCACCCCUCACUGAACCUUGCAGCAACUACACCUGCCCCCCAGAGUGGCUGGCCCUGGACUGGUCAGAGUGUAAUCCCAGUUGUGGUCCAGGAUUCAGGCACCGUGUCCUUCUGUGUAAACGUGGGGAGAGUGGAGACAUACUGCCAGAGUCCCAGUGUCCCAAGCAUGGGCGUCCCACCACCAGGGUGCGCUGUAACCUGCAGCGCUGCCCACCUCCCAUGUGGGUCACAGGGCCCUGGGGAGAGUGCUCGGCCAAGUGUGGUCUGGGUCAGGAGAAGCGCUCUGUGCAGUGUCUCGCACAAACCGGCCAGCCGUCAAAUGAGUGCCAAGACCUCCAGCGCCCGGCAGCCAUGCAACAGUGCAAGAGCAAAUGUGACCUCAGUAGCCUACCCAUGGACAUCCCCGAGGGUGACCCUGAAGAGUGCAAAGAUGUGAACACAGUGGCGUACUGCCCCCUGGUGCUCAGGUUUAAGUUCUGCAGCCGCCCCUACUUCAGACAGAUGUGCUGUAAGACCUGCCAAGGACACUGACCCCUGAACCAGACCGAGAGCCAGACCAGGAGGCAUCCCCAGAGGGCCCAGACCAGACCAGGAGCCACCCCUAGCGGGCCCAGACCAGACCCACUGAGCUGCACAUUCCACAGGGGGGAGGGACGGCCCAGACAACGCACCGCAGAUCAGCCUGGCUGACAUCAGUGGACAGAGAAGUAGACGGUGGGAGGGUGAGAGAGAAAGAGAGAGAGAACUGUACUUUUAUCCCGCACUCUGAAAGUGCGCUAUCUUAUACCAGCUUUGGGGACAUUGCUGUGAAGACCAGAUGAGCUGCUGGGAUAUCUCUCUGUUUCUAUUUACGUACACUAUAUAUACAAAAGUAUGUGGACACCCCUUCAAAUUAGUGGAUUCGGCUAUUUCAGCCACAACUGUUGCUGACAAGUGUAUAAAAUCGAGCACACAGCCAUGCAAUCUCCAUAGACAAACAUUGGCAGUAGAAUGGCCUUACUGAAGAGCUCAGUGAAUUUCAAGGUGGCACCGUCAUAGGAUGCAACGUUUCCAACAAGUCAGUUAGUCAGAUUUCUGCCCUGCAAUAGCUACCCCGGUCAACUGUAAGUGUUUUUAUUGUGAAGUGGAAAUGUCUAGGAGCAACAACGGCUCAACCGUGAAGUGGUAGGCCACACAAGCUCACAGAACAGGACCACCGAGUGCUAAAGCGCAUAGCGAGUAAAACCAUCUGUCCUCGGUUGCAACACUCACUAUAGAGUUCCAAACUGCCUCUGGAAGCAACGUCAGCGCAAUAACUGUUUGUUGGGAGCUUCUUGAAAUGGGUUUCCAUAACCGAGCAACUGCACACAAGCCUAAGAACCCCAUGCGCAAUGCCAAGCGUCGGCUGGAGGGGUGUAAAGCUAUCCGCCAUU
Messenger RNA from Salmo salar (Atlantic salmon), 4745 nucleotides. Its product is annotated as A disintegrin and metalloproteinase with thrombospondin motifs 10. Gene Ontology annotation, molecular function: metalloendopeptidase activity. The record is from RefSeq and is a predicted model, not a curated record. NCBI's taxonomy places the organism in Eukaryota, Metazoa, Chordata, Actinopteri, Salmoniformes, Salmonidae. Gene Ontology annotation, cellular component: extracellular matrix. Gene Ontology annotation, biological process: proteolysis; extracellular matrix organization.